Molecule: messenger RNA, 234 nt
Organism: Sphaerulina musiva SO2202
Lineage: Eukaryota; Fungi; Ascomycota; Dothideomycetes; Mycosphaerellales; Mycosphaerellaceae
Exons: 2
Coding region: 1-234 (77 amino acids)
Source: RefSeq, a predicted model, not a curated record
AUGCAGACGAAACCUUUGCACGGUGUGAAUCGCCUUACUACAAUUUGGCAUGCUACUAAGCCGCAUGGAUCGAGCCCAACUGGGUCAUCCGGGAUAUGGAUAUACAUCAACAUGUUCGACGCAGACGACACGAUGCUUACGAACAGCGGUGGUACAUACUCAAUGCAAUCAAAAGCACUCCAAAUGUUCACGCAAACUGGCGCAACGGUGCAACCGACGAGGACAUUAUCGUAG